This is a messenger RNA of Trichomonas vaginalis G3, 3389 nucleotides long. RefSeq names its product axonemal central apparatus assembly. Gene Ontology annotation, biological process: cilium movement; axonemal central apparatus assembly. The record is from RefSeq and is a predicted model, not a curated record. The transcript has a single exon. The annotation marks the transcript as partial. Lineage: Eukaryota; Parabasalia; Trichomonadida; Trichomonadidae. Gene Ontology annotation, cellular component: axoneme.
AUGCCUUACGCUCCACCAACAGUUUCAAAUGUUGUUGUUUCCAAUCCAACAAAAUAUCCAAUUGAUUUCUUCUCAUUACAGUUUGAUCAGGCACUUAAUCAAACAGAAGAAACAAAUGCAAGAGAAGCUGAGUCUCCUUUCGUUACUUACACACCAAAAGUUAAAGCUCCAAAUGCUUCAAAGUUCUCUUAUUGCAUUAUUAUUGAUGGCGCUCCAUUAUCAGGAAAAACAACUUUGGCAAAUGCUUUAUCAGAGAAUUUAGGUUUGCCAAUUGUUAAUCUUGAUGAAUUCGUUAAAAUGGAAGCUGCCGAUCAAGUUCCAAAGCUCAUGGAGUAUCUUUCUGACAUCAAAUUCAUGCAUGGAUUCCUUGUUGAUGGAUAUGGUUUAGAAAGUGAUAAAAUUUCGCCAGUUGAUGAAACAUUUAUGCAACAUACAAUGAAGGCGAAGAAAGAUGCUUUAGAUGAUAUCUUGGCUCAUCCAAUGUCUAUUUAUCAGAACCAACAGCAAUCAUCAUUCUGCCAAUCAUUAGAAAUGCUUUUAAAGUCAUUGGAUGGACAUUAUGUUUUCCACAUUGCAAUGGGAUUAACUCCAGAACAAGUUGCAGAAAGAAAGGAUAAAAAUGAUAACAAGAAGAAACGCCAGGAAAGGAGAGAAAGAAGAGAAGAAGCUCUUCAAUUGUUUGAUAUGACUGAAGAGGAAUAUUUGGCAUUACCACCAGAGAAACAAGAAGAAAUUGAUGCCAAAAGAAGGAAAUACAGAAAGAUUCCAAAAGUUGAAGAAGCAGAAGAUGACAAAAACAAAUCAAAGAGUAGUAGAAAGAAAUCAAAGAAAGAUAAAGAAAAAGAGAAAGACAAAGAAAAAGAAACAAAAGAAGAAGAGACGAAAUUACCUCCUGUUCAAAAGAAGAAGACAAAGACAACAAUUCCAACAGAUCCUCAUCAAUACAACACUUUAGUUUAUUUGUUAUCUGUUGGUUUAUUGAAUCAAAAACUUUCAAAAGGAACAGAGCAUUACAAAGUCAUUGAUCCAAGUCAGUUGAACACAAUCGAGAAGAAUCCAAGCAUCUCUUUCAACUCUAUGUUCGUUAAUGCUGCUCUCAAACAGGAGAAUAUCAAAGAAAUAGUUUUGUCUUUCUUACCAUCAAUUAAUUCAUUGAAGGAAUUCGCAUUUAAAGGACAAAUUCCUCAACCAAUCGUUAUUGAUGACAAUGUAACUGCAGACGCAAUGAGAUUAUGGCCAAAGAUUCCUAAAUGCUUCUACAUCUCUGAUUUGGAUCCAGCGAAAAUGAAACCAAAUGACAUUGAAGUUGGAAAGAGAGUUUUAACACCGAAAUGGCAUUUGGAACCUGGACAAGAGAUGACAAUGCCAAUUGUUUUCGAUCCAGUACAGUCAAUCGGAUCAUUGAAUGACCAAUUGAUGUUUGCGAUCGAGAAAUCAAGUACUCCUCCAAUUCCUCUUAAAGUCAAAGCUCUUUCAAGUUUGCCAGCCAUUGAUUUAACACCUAAAGUGAUUUUCCCUAAGGUUGUAAAGAAAUUCGAUCCGAAACUUGCACCAUGUUACAGUGUUGAAACACACACAGUAAACUUCGGAUUCUGUUUGCCAACAAAGGAAAGAGGAAAGAAUCCUCCGAAAUAUUCGAUUCCUUUGACAUUUGUUAAUCUAGGAAAACUCCCUGCAGAAGUUUCUACUUUGUUUACUAAUUGUCAACAAAAACAAACAACAUGGUCUUGUGAACCACAAAACUUCACAAUACAACCAAAUGACAAAGUUGUUGUUACAUUAGGAUUCAAUCCAACAACAGUUGAAUUACAUAAAGCUUUGUUAAAUAUUGUUGUUAAGGAUAAUCCAGAACCAUUCUUCUUCGAUGUUGAAGGCGAUUGCUGCAAUCCUGUAAUAGAAAUUGCUCAUCCUUCAAUCGAAUUCGAUAAGAUCUUGAUUAAUUCCGAAAAACAAAAGAAAUUGGAUAUUAAGAAUACCGGAAAAGUUACUGCUUUCUGGCACAUCAAGAAUGCAAACCAACUUGGAGGAUUGGUCAAUUUCAACAUUGUUGAAGGAACAAUUGCUCCUAAAGCAACAGCAACAGUAAUUGCAAAGAUGUCGGCUCCUAAACCAUCUGCAGUUAAAAAAGCAAUUACAAUUGAAGUUUUGGAUUCAGAGAAAUCUCAUGUUUUCGAGUCAUAUAACAUACCUAUAACAGGAGAGAUCUUUGAUGUAAACUUCGAUGUUGCUUUCACCAAAUCAAAUACUCCAGACACAUUAGAUUUCGGUUUGAUGAAAGUUGGUCAAUCAAAGUCAGCUACAAUUUCAAUGAAGAACCGUGGCAAAUAUCCUGUUAAUUUCAAAGCAACAGUUGAUCAGAAGUUAUCAAGAUUCUUGACAUUGCAACCAACAGAAGGAACAGUAUCAAGUUCAGACAAGAAUCCUCAGAUUGUUGCAACAUUCGAUUCAAGUGCUGUACUUAAGUUUAAUGUUACUGAAGGAGUUGUUUUACAAAUCAUUGAUUCACAGACAAAAGCAGUAACAGCAACACUUAAAUACCCAGUUAUUGCACAAGCUGUUUAUAAUUCAUACCAAGCUUCUUGUGGAAAAUCAAUUGAUUUCGGAUCAAUUUCUUCUUUGGCGAAUGUUACAAAAGAAUUCCAAAUCAAGAACACCGGUUUAUUCCCAAUCGAAUACGAAUUCAGAGAUAAAUCCGAGAAGAAAGAAGAACAGAACAAUUCAUCAAAGAAACAAGCGAAACCACCUCCAAAGAAAGGUAAACAAGCAGCAGCAACAACAGGACCAUUCUCUUUGAAUCCAAUGUACGGAACAAUUCAUCCUGGACAAACACAAAACAUCCAAGCAGAAUUCAACACUUCAACACCAGGAAAACAAUCCGCUUCUUACAUUCUUUCUGUGAAUGAAACAGCUCCAAAUGAAGGAACAACAACUCUCAAGUUACAUGGUGUUUCAUUUACUCCAACACUGAGUAUGUCUCAGCCUGAUAAAGUAUUCGGAAAACUUCCUCUCAUGAUUAGAAUUGAUUUGGCAAGAAAAGAUAUGACAUGCUUCAUUGAAGAUGACCAAACAAUUCAUUUCGCACCAAGAAUUGUCGGUCAGAAAGAGUUAAUUCCAUUUACUUUGACUAAUACCUUACCUAUUGAUUGUCCUGUUGAUAUUAUCAUCAAACCAAAAGCUAAAGGUCCAUGUCCAUUUGAUGUUGAACAGAAAUCAAUUGUUGUUGCAACAAAUUCAACACAACAAACAAAUAUUUCUUUCUCUCCUCCAACAUGUGACAAUUUCCAAGCAACUUUGGAAGUAAUUGCUAAAGGAGGAAUCAAUGUCUGUAAGUACAACAUCGAAGGAUCUGGUGCAUUACCUUCUAUCACAAUGAUUACUCAGUUGGAUAA